GUGUUUUCAAGAUAUUUCGGUACCGAGUAGUACAAGGUGUGGUGAAAGUGAAUAGGUCCGCCACAAAUAAAAAUCAAUCUCCAUCUGAAUAGGUGUAAAUUCUUUCACAUUUUUGGAUUUCAUGUACUCAUAUAUAGUAAAAACUUUCAUACCUGCUAAUGGAUAUUGAAGAUUUAUCUGCCGAACACGAUAGACCAGAGACAGAAUCUUCUGUACUAGUAAAGACAAGAUUUAGAAAUAAAAAGCAAAAUAUUACUGAGGAUUUGUGUCUUAGUAGUAACCUACCCGAAAAGUUUCGUGUUUUUGUACAAACAUGGGGUUGUGCACAUAAUACUAGUGACAGUGAAUAUAUGACCGGGCUGCUAGCCAAAUAUGGAUAUCAAGUUACACUGGAUGGUUCACAGUUUACAAAUGGUUGUGAGUCGGAGGGAGAUAUCAAUUCUACAUCAGAUUUAGCUUGUGGAUGCCAAGACAACGGUGAUCAAUGCUGUUCAAAAGAAAAAAGUUCGGAUAAAAGCAAAGCUGUACUUUCAAAUUGCGAUGCGAAAAAGAAUGCAGAUGUUUGGGUUUUGAACAGCUGUACAGUUAAAGGUCCUGCUGAAGAUCACUUUCGAAAUGCUGUUUUAGAGGGAAUAAAACUUGGCAAACGUGUUGUUGCCGCUGGUUGUGUACCGCAAAGUCGACCAGGUGCAGAUUACUUAAAGGGUGUUAGUGUUAUUGGUGUGCAUCAAAUUGAUCGUAUUGUUGAAGUUGUUGAAGAAACAUUACAAGGAAAUGUGGUACGAUUUUUGGAUAAAAAGUAUACAUCAUCAGAUACAUCUAAUUCAAUGAUAAAUUCAUCAUCGUCAUCAUCACCAGCUGGUAUAGCAUUAGAUUUACCGAAAAUUCGACGUAAUCCAUUAAUUGAAAUAUUGGCUAUAAGUACAGGUUGUUUAAAUGCAUGUACAUAUUGUAAAACAAAACAAGCACGUGGUAUAUUAGCUAGUUAUCCUAUUGAACAAUUAUUAGAUCGUGCUAAACAAGCAUUUAAAGAAGGUGUUAAGGAACUAUGGCUUACUUCAGAAGAUCUUGGUGCUUACGGCCGUGAUUUGGACAGGACUACAUCAUCUCUUAUUUGUCCUGGAUUAUCUGAAAAAUGGCCUCAUCACAUUACACUUGCUGAUCUAUUGGCUGGUCUUGUCCCAAUUAUUCCUGCUGGGUGUAUGUUACGUUUGGGUAUGACAAAUCCGCCAUAUAUAUUAGAUCAAUUAGUUGAAAUCGCGGAAGUAUUGUCACAUCCUAGAGUGUAUUCAUUUCUUCAUAUUCCUGUUCAAUCUGGUUCAGAUGCUGUAUUAGAUGCAAUGAAAAGGGAGUAUACUAUAGAAGAAUUCUCAAAUGUUGUAGAUUAUCUUAUGCAAAAUGUGAAACCGCCAAAUUUACCUCCUGGUGCACCACAUGAUACUGUAAAUGGAUCUGGGGCGCUUACAAUUGCCACUGAUGUGAUAUGCGGUUUCCCAACUGAAACGGAUAACGAUUUUAAUGAAACUGUUGAAUUAAUUGAAAAGUAUCAAUUUCCUGUAUUACAUAUAAAUCAGUUCUUUCCACGUCCCGGUACACCUGCCGCUAAUAUGCCAAGAAAAGCUAGUUCUUCUGAAGUAAAAUCUCGUACACGUAGAUUACAUGAUCUUUUCAGAAGUUAUCGAACUUAUGAUGGUCGUAUCGGUUGUGAAGUUCGUGUUCUUAUUACUGAACCGAGUUUUGAUGGUAAAUUUUGGGUUGGUCAUACAAAAGCUUAUGAACAAAUUUUAUUACCAAAAGAUCCGAAUGUUUAUGGUCGUAUAGUCCUUGUACGUAUCACAGAAUGUGAUAAAUUUUUUAUGCGUGGUAUCAUUAUUGAUUCUGGACCAUUGGAUUCUAUUGUUUUCUCAAAUAAUAAUUUCAAUUUAUCAUCUUUACCUUUAUUAAUACAAAAUUCAAUUCAAUUAUCUAAAAUAAAUUAUACUACUGGGGUAAAACCAAAUCAAUUUAGUAUAUAUACAUGGAUUAAUUCAUUACGAAGUGAUAAAACAUUGGCAUUUUACAUGGGUUAUACGAUACUUAUAAUAGCUGGAAUCUGUUCCGCAUGGAAAUUUACAGAUUUGGAUCUAUACAAGACGUUUUCUCUUACUUGAUUCUAUAUGUCAUUGAAAUGUUGUGAUAAAUUGACUAUGUAUAUACAUUUGAUUUUUGUUCUAUUUCGAAUAAUACAUCUAUUCAGAAGUAA
Molecule: messenger RNA, 2242 nt
Organism: Schistosoma margrebowiei
Lineage: Eukaryota; Metazoa; Platyhelminthes; Trematoda; Strigeidida; Schistosomatidae
Source: the annotation of a GenBank genome assembly